AUGGAGUGGACCGAGGAGCUUCAGGCCUUCAUGUACCCGCGCCCAUGCGGAGACAUGUUUCAGAUAACCAAAGAAGAUCUGAGAAUCUUCUCUCGGUUCCCUCGCUGCUCACUCUACAUCAUCGUCGUGUACAAUGUCGAAGACUUUCUCGUCGAGUGCGAUCCGAAGUCAAAGAAGAAUAUUAAGCCGUUGAAGCAACAGCCAGUAGCC
Ilex paraguariensis (yerba mate) is the source of this 210-nucleotide messenger RNA. Lineage: Eukaryota; Viridiplantae; Streptophyta; Magnoliopsida; Aquifoliales; Aquifoliaceae. The record is from the annotation of a GenBank genome assembly.